CUCCUCUCUCUCAGCCCACGAAUAUUUUCUGCUCGACCAUUCUCUCUCCUCCGUUCACGAAGGCGCUUCUCUCUCUAACCCUAAAAAUAUCUGACACAAAGGAGAAGGAUGCUUAAAGAAGAAAGCUUGGGGGCCAAAGGUCACUCCUUUACAUUUGAUGUGGUAGACGCGGCGCAGGAAAGAAGGGAUUUGCAUUCGUGAAGGCUCCCGCCGGCGGGAAAUUCUAGACGAAUUUGGCGGGAAACUUCCAAUGGAGCGGAUCGAACCGGAGCUGGUGUGGAAUAAGCACUCCCUCUUGGAUGAGGAGGUUGGUUCUGCAGCUGAAGAGAACAUAAUGGAUGGCAUCUAUUUUAAUGAGGCAGAUACUAUUGGAAAUGAAUCAGCACAUUAUGAGAAGUUUCUCCUUGAUGAUUUUGACAAUUAUGUGGAUGAGAUUAACGAUCGUCUUACAGUUUCAAGAUUGGUGACUGACUCAGUCAUUAAGGGGAUUGUGAAUGCUGUAGUUGAGGAAACUGCAGAGAAAGUUGCUUCAAAGGAAGCAGAGAUAGCUAUCUUGAAGGAGAAGUUGCAGACAUCUACUCACAUUGCUGCUGCUGUUGAUCGUUUAGAGCCUUCAAUGGUGGUAUCAGACCCUUUGAAGUUGAUUCUUGAUAAUUUACAGAUCAAAUCAUUGCCAGGCAUGGACUACCCAGAACAUUUGGGUAGAAUAAAGAUUUCUGUUGACAAUCAGAUUCAGAGGCUUAAGGAGGACUUCGAGUGUGCAAGAAAUUCGAAUUCUCUUGGUUCAAUUGAUGGUUUCUCUACAAAUAACAUGGUGUGCAAACUUCUUCCUCAAGUAAGGACAGAUGAGAAAUUGCAUUUGCUUGGUGAAAGAAUUGAUGAUUUGAGAUUAAUGUUAGUUGGCAUUUUUGAUGAAAUCAGUAAUGUGUUCAGCUCUAUGAAAGUUUCAACUAUGGAACAGAAUUGGGAGCAUGAGUUGCAUGAAGAAAUUAGUACUAUUCUUGUUCAGAAUUUUGUCAGAGAUAUUCAGAAAGAGUGUGAAACUAAGAUUUUGGAACAAAGAAAAUUGAUUAAUGCUCUAAGUACAAAUUAUCAGCUGAAGGUCAGUGAACUUUCUUCGGUACGAGAAGAUCUUGAUUCUAUUUCUAAGUCUUUAUUGAACUCAGAUCAAAGUCUUCUGCUCUCUCAUAGCAGUAGUGAAAGCUUAGAAGAACUGAAUAAUAUAAGGUGGAAAGAUCAAUUUCAUCUUAAGGCUUUGGGAAAUAAUCAUUCAUCUUUUGUAGCACAUACCGGGGAAAAUGGCGCUAGUAUCAUGCCGGAACCUCCAGAAUUUGGAGAACCCAUGUUGGAAAUUGCUGACUUUCCUCACCUAAAACACUUGUCAAAGGAGGAUCUCGCCGCUUUUUAUAAAAUUGAAAUGACUAAAUUGCGGAGGCAACAUGACAAAGCUAUGGAAGAGAAAACAGAUGAGUUGUUCAGGCUGAAGAGGGAAUUCCUCAAGGAAAAGGACUCGUUUCUUUCUAAGAAAGAUAAGGAGUUUGAGCAUUUAAAGAAAAAUGUCCGCAGAAUUAUCUUAAAUUUGGAUGAUAUACUAGUGGAGAAGGAGAUGCCUUCUGUUGUUAAAGAUGAUUGUGAUGAGGUCUGUAGUUUGAAGAAUAAAAUUAAUUCCAUGUUCUUUGAAAAUCAAAGGCUACAUGGUUUACUUAUGGGAAGAAGGAAGGAGGUCGAGCAUCUAUCAGUACAGGUCACAGAUGCUGCAAGCCAAAUGUUGCUUAAUACAUCAGUAAACCAAAACUUAUUGGAACAGAUAAUGAAUCUGAAAGGGGGCCUUGAAGAUUUGAAUGCAGAAGUUACUGUAAAAGAAGAAUUAGAUGCUAUCAUUUUGAAGGAGGUAAUCAGUAAGCAUUGUCUUCAAAUGGAGGUUGCUGAGAUGGAGAGCAACCUUAUCCAUGAUCUCUACUCAGUUUUUGUUAAAGAAUCUACCAGAAAUGAAAUGUUUAUGAGAAAUACUAUUGCACUCAAACAAUCAGCAGAAAAGGCUUCCCUUGAACCAAUCCUUUCAGAAAAGGAAUUGGCAUUACGCUCUGCAAUUGAAGCAAACAACAAUCUUAAGCAGGAAAUAACCUCCUUAUCCGCAUUGAUUAGUGAAAAGGAGAAAGUUGUGUUUGAAGCGGGGUCCACUAUAAAGCAGCAAAAGGAGGAAGUUGACCUGGUUAACCGGGAACUCGAUCUACUGAGAGAACAACUAAGCAAGCAAAACCUCAUCAUUUCUGGAAACAAAAUUCAUUCAGAUUUCAUGAGGAGUCAGUUUGAUGAUGCUCUAGAACAACUUCAUGUCUAUGAGAUGGAGAUAGAUAAUCUGAAUCAAAAGUUAGCUAUUGCUUCCAGUUCUUUGGAGGAAUUAGAAAGGGAGAAGACCAUCCUCAAUGAUAUAAUUAAAGAAAAGGAAAAUAAAUUACCAUAUUCAAUUAUAGAUGGAAAUAAUCAAGAAGUAAAACAGGUGGAAUUGAUGGCGAGCUCAUGGAGAACAUUAUCAGAAGUAUCUUUAGACUUUGAAAGCAAGUUGGCUGAGACUGUUAAAAGAAAUGAAUCUAGGUUAAGGGUCUUGAGCAACCACUGCAGUUCACUAAAGCAACAAGUAAAUCUACUGCUGAAGAAGGGUUUUUGGUACAAAAGGAUGUUUGAAAUAAGAAAUUCGAACCUGCAGACAGCUGAGGCUGAGGUCGAUCUACUUGGUGAUGAGGUAGAUGCACUUUUGUCUGUUCUUGGAAAGGUAUAUGUAGCACUUGAUCAUUACUCACCAGUGUUGCAACACUAUCCCGGGGUUAUGGAAAUUCUAAAACUGGUUCAAAGAGAACUCCAAGGUGAAACAGCUACAUCAAGGUGAUUCAGAAUCUGGUUGAAUGUCUAAGAUGAUUGCUUGCUGGUAGAUUUAUAAGCCUCUCUGAUCCACCAUUUACGCUCUCAUUCUGGUAAUUUGUCAGAAUUACCUCUGAAGUUGGUCGUCUAUUUUGAGUUUAUGUUCAGUUGCUGCAACUAAGAACAUUCAGGCUCUUUCUUAUUGUUUCUUAAAGCAGUUUUUUCGUAAAAAAUUAAAAAAUUUGUACUAAAAAGCUGCUUUAAGAAGCAGAAAGAAAGUCGUCCCAAACGAAUCCUCAGUCUCAUGCCCAUUCUUUCAUUCAACUUCUACAAUAAAGCUCAGAUGUUAUCAGUUCUUCAGAGCAAUGCAAAGC
Molecule: messenger RNA, 3233 nt
Organism: Dendrobium catenatum
Lineage: Eukaryota; Viridiplantae; Streptophyta; Magnoliopsida; Asparagales; Orchidaceae
Product: WPP domain-associated protein
Exons: 5
Coding region: 251-2887 (878 amino acids)
Source: RefSeq, a predicted model, not a curated record